UGGCAAAUGAGAUGGAUUCCUAAUUGAAGUUUGAUCCGAAAUAUAGGCUCUGCAAAACCCAAACAACGCCACUGUCCAACACCACCCCUUACUCUCUGCAACCUCCCUUCGCACUCUGCAAUGGCUGACGAGGAACCUGUUGAUCAGAAGAGAUAUUUUGAAGAGUCUUGCAAACCGAAAUGUGUGAAACCAUUGCUUGAAUAUCAGGCGUGCGUUAAAAGGAUAGAGGGAGAUGAAUCUGGGCACAAACACUGCACUGGACAAUAUUUUGAUUAUUGGUCUUGUAUUGACAAAUGUGUUGCACUAAAGCUAUUCUCCAAACUGAAGUAAUAGGGGAGAAUUUCUUGGUAUAUUAUCAUUGCGAUCUGUUCUAUUUUUCAUUCAUGAAUAACCGCUCCUAAACAUUUGAUUUUGUAACCAAACUAUAUGCCCUGUAUGGUCAUUGUGUUUACUGUGAAAUUUUGAACCCAUGGAGGGAGACCUUAGAUUAUGAUUAAUAAGAAUAUUAUGCCAAAUAUGGAUUCAACAUUUUUAAUA
This is a messenger RNA of Gastrolobium bilobum, 537 nucleotides long. Its product is annotated as cytochrome b-c1 complex subunit 6-1, mitochondrial. NCBI's taxonomy places the organism in Eukaryota, Viridiplantae, Streptophyta, Magnoliopsida, Fabales, Fabaceae. Gene Ontology annotation, biological process: mitochondrial electron transport, ubiquinol to cytochrome c. The transcript is spliced from 4 exons. The record is from RefSeq and is a predicted model, not a curated record. The coding region runs from base 121 to 330 and encodes 69 amino acids.